Messenger RNA from Cynoglossus semilaevis (tongue sole), 2892 nucleotides. It is a transcript of the gene tbx5a, whose product is annotated as T-box transcription factor 5a. Gene Ontology annotation, molecular function: DNA-binding transcription factor activity, RNA polymerase II-specific; RNA polymerase II cis-regulatory region sequence-specific DNA binding. Lineage: Eukaryota; Metazoa; Chordata; Actinopteri; Pleuronectiformes; Cynoglossidae. Gene Ontology annotation, biological process: regulation of transcription by RNA polymerase II; pattern specification process; positive regulation of DNA-templated transcription. Gene Ontology annotation, cellular component: nucleus; chromatin. The coding region runs from base 794 to 2374 and encodes 526 amino acids. The record is from RefSeq and is a predicted model, not a curated record. The transcript is spliced from 9 exons.
AUGAGCGCACGCUCCUAAUUGCGCGCGUAAUUACGCACGAGAUGGUUGGAAAUCAAAUGCGCUUAAGGUAAAAAAAAAAGUUAAAAAAAGACCAGAGCUGGGGUGGAGACCUGGAAGAACACAUUAUCUGGGAUAAAGCCAGCCAGUUCUGGUUCUACACUGUCUCCCACCACCACAAACACCGCCGCCUCCUCCUCCUCCAAAUCCACGUACAACGCUGGGUUUCGCUUCCGCUUCGCACGGUUCGGUCAUUGAUGAGUAGAGUGGGCUUCGAGGAGGAGGGCGCGUGCGUGAGAGACGUGGUUUUGACAAGGCAAAGAGAAGGAGAGGGAGUGAGAGAAAAGAGAGGGGAGGGGAUAAAGAAGGAGGUGACAGACCUGCUCCUCCGGGAGUCUCCUGCAGCUUUACUGCUCCGUACUAUCGACUGGAACUGCCCACAAAAACCCUGCUCGGUGGUGAAAUAAGGCACCGAGCCUCCGUGGAGCUGUCACCGAGCUUCUUCAGGCUCUCCGCUCCGUUCUGUGCUCGGUUUGUUCUGCCUGUUCUGGACUAACAGUGAGAGGAGUCAAAGAGGAGGUGGAGGGGGAGCAGCGGAGCAGGAUUCUUGGAGCUCUCUCUCUCUCUCUCUCUCUCUCUAACCGCUGCAGCUUCAUCGGCCCGAACCUCCAGGAUUAUCUGAUUUUGAGGGUCUGAGAAUUAAUCAGUGAAGGCGGUUCACACUGUGGUUCUGGUCGUGUCCGUGUCCAGGUUCAGGUUGUUGAGUCAGGGACGGUAGUUUCUGGAGACCCUGGUCAUGGCGGACCAAGAGGAAACGUUUAGCCUCGAAAACUCUCCCGCUGCCGGCUCUGAGUCCAGAGAAGUGCAGGCUGAGAGUAAAGCCGAGAAACCGAGCGGAACCACGAGCAAAUCCCCGUCUUCACAGACGACGUUCAUCCAGCAGGGAAUGGAAGGAAUUAAGGUUUACCUGCACGAGAGAGAACUGUGGGUGAAGUUCUAUGAAGUGGGCACGGAAAUGAUCAUCACGAAGGCGGGAAGGCGAAUGUUCCCCAGCUUCAAAGUGAAGGUGACGGGACUCAACCCGAAAACCAAGUACAUCCUGUUGAUGGACGUGGUACCUGCUGACGAUCAUCGAUACAAAUUCGCGGAUAACAAAUGGUCUGUGACCGGUAAGGCCGAGCCCGCCAUGCCCGGCAGACUGUACGUCCACCCGGACUCUCCGGCCACCGGGGCCCACUGGAUGCGGCAGCUGGUCUCCUUCCAGAAGCUCAAACUCACCAACAACCACCUGGACCCGUUCGGACACAUCAUCUUGAAUUCCAUGCACAAGUACCAGCCUCGGAUCCACAUCGUGAAGGCGGAUGAAAACAACGGCUUCGGCUCCAAGAACACGGCCUUCUGUACCCACGUCUUCACGGAGACCGCCUUCAUCGCUGUCACGUCCUACCAGAACCACAAGAUAACCCAGCUGAAGAUCGAGAACAACCCGUUUGCUAAAGGUUUUCGCGGAAGUGACGACAUGGAGCUGCACAGGAUGUCCAGGAUGCAAAGUACCAAGGAGUAUCCAGUAGUGCCGCGCAGCACAGUGAGACAGAGGGUGGGCUCCAGCCAGAGUCCGUUCAGUGGGGAGGUGCAGGGCCUGGGCACCCAGAGCACUCUGACCCCCCAGUACCCUCAGUGUGAGAAUGGGGUCAGCAGUACCUCACAGGACAUGCUGCCCCAGUCGGGCUCCUACCCAGUACCCCAUGAGCACGCUCAGGAUUAUCACUGCAUCAAGAGGAAAGUGGAGGACGACUGUCACUCCGGUGACCCCAGCUACAAGAAAACCUACCUGGAGAGUUCGUCCAGUGAGGACGACCAUUACUACCGUCCUGUCCCUUAUGCCCAGAGCCUCGGUUUGACCGCUGGGCCUUACCGCACUGAGACCAACCAGAGACAAGCCUGCAUGUACGCCAGCGCACCACAAGGCGCCGAGUCGGUUCCCACCCUGGAGGACAUCAGCUGCAACACCUGGGCCGGCGUGUCCCCGUACGGGACUUGUUCCGUCCCCGCCAUGCAGCCAAUGGAGAGGCUGCCCUACCAGCACUUCUCCGCUCACUUCACCUCAGGGUCUCUGGUCUCCAGACUCGGUGGGGUGGGGGGCCACGCCUCACCACAGCUGGGUGACGGCCAUCACGCAGCCAUGUACCAGAACCCAAUGAGCCAUCAGGGCCUGGGCCGACAGUGCAGCCCGGGAGCGGGGAUCCAGUCGCCGACAGGCAGCCUACAGGGAAACGAGUACCUCUACACGCACGGUAUCCCACGCACAUUAUCACCGCACCAGUACCACGCCGUGCACAGUGUUAGCCUCAUGCCGGAGUGGAACGAGAACAGCUAGACCUUUAACGAUUAUUCUCAUACAAAUGAAAUUGGAAAAGGUGACUGAACUGAACUUCUAGUCCGAACAUCUGCACUUAAAAAAAAAACAAACAAAAGACUAAACAAAGACAAGUUGGACCAGAACGAACACUGAAAACUCUUCAAAAGUGCAAAAAAAGUACCAGUGCCUUUGGUACCAGUUCUGGUGGACCAUGUCAUGGUGAGGUGGAGGUCGACAAGGGAAGAUGAUAUUUUUACGGUAUGCUAGUCUUCUUUUCUAUCUGUCUCCCAACUUCAUGUAAAAAUGGACGAGGACGUUAAAUACAGUAUUUGCAGUAGUCGAUAUCUUUGUAAUUUACAGUGUACUUUGUGUUUUAUUUUUUGUUUUUGUUUUUGGAACCCACAUGAGCCUGAAUGAACGGAGGCCUAAGUUGUGGCUCUUGUUGUAUAGUUUGUUCUUCGUAGCUGUUGUGUGUUCUUUUAUUAUUGAUGAAACAAAAACCAACAAGACAAAAGUCCGAACAAUCUUCUGGUAGA